This is a messenger RNA of Seminavis robusta, 1635 nucleotides long. The record is from the annotation of a GenBank genome assembly. NCBI's taxonomy places the organism in Eukaryota, Bacillariophyta, Bacillariophyceae, Naviculales, Naviculaceae.
AGGAAGGUCUCCAAAGUUUUUAACAAAGCAACAUGCUACCAGUAUCUAGCUAGUAGCAGUAGAACAGUAUCGUUUUAGCAAUCAAGAGAAGCCAUGCCCACGGACCGUCUUGUCAAAGGCAUCUUCACUACUCGUGUGUUUCUCUUCUCUAUCAUUAUCAGUACAAGUAUCAUUAUUCUUCCAUUUACCGAGGCUUUAACGUCCAGCAUGACAACAUCGUCCAACAAUGACUUGAUGUCGGUUUUGAAAGAAACCUUUCCUCACUUGGUUUCGUACGAAAGCACCAAGACCAUCUCUCAAGCCAAUGCUGAAGGUCAACGCCUCGUCCUGACGUUGCACGAAGAAGAAGCCAAUGCUCCUUACGAUCACGCCGUGUUUGUCAAACGAGUGGUUGCUUCCGACUAUAUUGGUACCAAAAAGGAUUGGGCUGACCUGCGACGAACACUGCUCUACAUGAGGACCGAAGUUCGGUUCUACAAGGAGAUUUUGCCAGUCUUGCAGAAGACCUUAUUGGGAGCUAAUGACAGUCCGAGUACGAGUACUACUACUAGUAGUAUAGCACCAAAAAUCCAUUUGGCCCAACAUUCGUUAGAGAAAUUCAUCCCCGACGACGAGAGUGGAUUGGCACCGGCGGGAGCUCCUCCAGCUAUUUACGAAGAAUACCAACGGGAUCCCACCAUUCUUCCAGCUGGUUCUGGUGAAAUUAUCAUGGAUUGUGUCAGUGACGCCGACUAUUUUCAGGCAUCCCCCAUUUCCAUAGAUCAGGCCAAGCAAUGUCUGACGGCCGUGGCCCAACUUCAUGCCGCCGCUUGGGAGAACCAACCCUUACUCGAACAAUGCACCCAACGACUGUCUCUGGCCAGUUUUCAUUUGCAAGUGCGAAAUCCAAAAGAGCUGGCUGGAAUGGAAGCUUCCUGGGAACACUUUUCCACGCAAUUUGCUACUGCACUCGACGAGGCCGGCUUGUCGGAACGAACCAAAACACUGGGGGCACGAAUCCAACAAGCGGCCAAAGCAAUAUCGCAACAAUUAUCACCACAAUAUAAUGAACCCUACGCCACACUGAUCCAUGGAGAUUACAAGGCCAUGAAUGUCUUUUUGCCAAAAGAUCCUUCCACCAAUAACAAUGCACUCUUGGUAGACUUUGCAUCGACGGGAAUUGGCCUGGGCGUUUCGGACGUGGCCAUGCAUAUUCAUCAUGCCGUGAUACCGGCGGAUUUGGCCAAUGGUGGGGAAGAAGCCUUGGUCGAUCAUUAUUGGCAGGAAUUGGACAAGCUAUUACAAGAACGAGGAAAGAACUAUCCUCGCGACGUGGCCAUGAAACAGUAUCGCCUGGCAGUGAUUGACUAUGGAAGGUUUGUGCUCGGGAGAUUUUGGAAGACGGCUACUCCCGAAACUUUUGCCAAACGCAAGGACAGUCCCAAUACAACCUUGAUCAAUCGCAAUGUAGAGGCCGCCAUGGCCUUUAUCGAUCGAAUGGAACGAUACUUGACGGAAUUUGAACAGGAACAGGCUACUGCAAAGAAGAGCGAGUUAUGAUGUAUGGUGAUCAAAUAAUAAUGAAUCAAUCAAUCAAUGCUAAAGUACAUUGCCCUAGCUAGUAGCUAGUAGUUUACAUGUACAUGUAGCUUUGGU